AUGGUUGACCAGAACCAACGUCCCGGAAAGGUUGCUACCAACAACAAGGUCGCAGCCGAGUCCUCAUCUGCUGCUCCUGCCUCUCGAUCUGCUCAUCGAGCUCCCCUCUCUCAAUCAGCUUUCAACCCCGGAAGCCCAACAAAGGUCGACAUCACAUACGUCCGCUUACCAGGCGCAUCUGCCGAUAUCACCUUAUCCGCAACUGGUGCGACUUUGAACAAGUACAAGUCCACCAAAUCCACCUACAGCAAUGGGUUGGCAACAUACGUAAAGGCGUAUCCCUUCCAAAACCAGGGUUUCGACUUCGUCGCCCACUUCAUGAAGGCUAUGUCGCCCGCUGACAGAGUUGACUUCCUCGCCGCCAAUUGGGUUGAGGUAGUCGUCGAACUUCGAGCAUACUUCGCAAAUGCCAGUAACGUCGUCAACCAGUUGGCCAAACUUGGACCGGAGUUCACGGAUCACAUCAAGAACCUUGACAUCAAGCUCAAGCUUCCACCUUUGGCCGAACUAUCGAAGAUGACCCUUGCGCUCUUGCCAGCUUCCGCAGGCUACAAGCUCAUUGAGGAAGUCGUCCAGGAGAUCUUCCAGUUCCCCGCCAUCGGACGAAUGAACGUGGUUCUGUGCAUCCCUCACAGUAUUCAAGAUGGCAUUCAUGACCAGCACUUGAGUCAUGCUCUGCCCUUCUUUCCUAUGAGCUUCACUGGUUGGAAUGUAGAUAUCCAGGCUCAAGGCAUGUACAAGCCUAAGCUGAUUCUCAGGGAGGACCUGAAUUCCCUCAAUGGACUUCGUGCUAUCGAGGUCAAGCGCAAGGAGGAUGAGGAGCUUCGGGUGCUAAAUGCUGUAUUUGUACGUCACAGCAUUUACGAACCAGAGACUCUUACCUAA
This is a messenger RNA of Mollisia scopiformis, 885 nucleotides long. RefSeq lists its product as uncharacterized. NCBI's taxonomy places the organism in Eukaryota, Fungi, Ascomycota, Leotiomycetes, Helotiales, Mollisiaceae. The coding region runs from base 1 to 885 and encodes 294 amino acids. The transcript has a single exon. The record is from RefSeq and is a predicted model, not a curated record.